AUGACUCAAUCUAAAGAUCCCGUCGGAGAAAUGAGUUUUGCUGUUCAAACUCCUAUUGGAUUUUCUGGGGUUCGUCCUGUUGCUGCUAGCACUGGUGACGGAGUGCUUGCAUUGGCUGCCUCCUCCGUUUCUCCUAAUUUCGGCCGUGGUGUUGCGUCGACUCCACCAGCUUCCGGAUCAGGAUCAGGACAAUUUUGCACCCACUGCAACCGCGCCAAUCACACCACUCAGACUUGCUACAAACUUCAUGGGUUUCCCGAAGGAUGGUCUCGUGGUGGUAGGCGUGGACGGGGUCGCGGGAAUAUUAAAUCUCAGCAUGGUGGUGGUGCACAGGCUGGCGGCGCUGGUGGAUUUGUCCCAAAUGUCGCGGCUGCAAACACCAUGAUGGCUUCUCCUGUUCCUGGUGCUGGUGCCGAUGGCGGUCAUUCUUCUUCAACGCCUCUCCCGCCUAGUUCGUCUAUUGUUGACUCUCCUCCUAUCAUUGAUGAUGAUGAUUUAACUGCGAUUGUUGGGUCUACUCCCGCCACCUCUUCUAUAUCGGUGGCUUCUGACUCUUCGGCUACCUCCGACUCUCCAGCCGCCUCCGACACUCCCGCAUUCAUCUAUCUUUGCGCAGCUUGUGUCCAGCCUCCUAACAGGCGGCGUCGCCUCCCACUCCGUCAAAUCAAGCGGGAUUCAAGAAUGGGUGAUGUGUCGAGCGGAAAACAUAAAAGAAAAGGCGAAGAUAAUUAUUGCAAGACUACCAACAAGAAGUGGACACCAGAAGAGGAUAUGGCCCUGAUCGCAUCACUUGCCGAGUUAUGCGAUUCCGGGUGGAAAAGGAAAAAUGGAAUCUUUAAGAAUGGAUACACAGCCGCACUGGAGAGGAAACUGAAAUUGAAGCUUCCGGGCUGCAAUAUCAAGGCCAGCCCACACAUCGAGUCUAGGCUGAAAUUGCUUAGGAGGCAGUAUGAAGCCAUAAGAGAAAUGCAAGGUGCAGACGGCAUUCAAUGGGUCGAGCAGGACAACAUGGUUCUAUGCAGGGAUGACAAAGUAUGGGAGGAUUGGAUUCAGGCUCAUGCUGAUGCAAGGGGGCUAAGGAAUAAGCAGUUCCCUUACUACAAUGAUCUACAUCUUUUAUUUGGAAAACGGGGCACAACGGACGGCAUUAACGACGAAGCUGAUGGUGAUAAAGUAUUUAAUGACGAUGACAGCAACGUUGUUACGGACCUGUUGAUGGUGGACCACAGUUUGGAAGAAGAUGACCUACAAAACUAUGACUCGAAUGCAAUGGUCAAUAAUAACGGUACUGCUGUUAAGUGUGCUGAUAGCUUGAUCAAACACUAUAAAAAGAGAAGAAGGCAGAUUGAUGUAAUACGAAAUGUGUCAAACUGCAAUCAUUUGCCUGAUCCAGUGGAAGAAAGUCAUCCAUCAGAGGAUUCAAAUUCAACCAGGACUAACAAUAAUAACAAUAUUAAUAAUAAUAAUAGAAUAAAUGAGGAGAAUCUUUCGGCAGAUGACAUUAUUAGGGCUCAAAUCCAAAUUCGUGGUUCAACUAUUAGAGCCUCUGACAAGAAGAAUUGUAAACAAGAAGGUGGAUCGUCCGAACUGGACUCGCUGGCGAAGAUAUUUGGGACGUUUCUUGAAAAAUAUGACAAGCAUCUUUCUUUACUGGGACAAAUAGUUGGAAGGGAAAGGGCUGCAGAAAAUAUGGCCGCUGAGAGAAGAGUCAAGCUAAAUGGGGAAUUGAAAAAAUUGCCUAAUCUUAACUUGCAAGCCAGACUAAGGGCAGCGUCUUUGAUGGUGAAUGAUUCGGCAAGGCUCGACCUCUUUUACAGUCUCUCGGAAGAGGAGAAAAAUGAAUGGUUUGCUGUGGCCCCAAUUGACAUUUCUGAUCUUGCAGGGGCGGUGGUCCCCCAGUUGGGCCAUGUCUCCAAGUCCGAGCCCGAGCUACUGUUGCAGUGGUCGAACUGGCCGUUAUGGUUAGUGUAUGUCUCAGGCCUUGUGUGCAUGCUUGGGCCUGAAAAUGUGGUGUUGCACUGGUAA
This is a messenger RNA of Striga hermonthica, 2025 nucleotides long. Lineage: Eukaryota; Viridiplantae; Streptophyta; Magnoliopsida; Lamiales; Orobanchaceae. The record is from the annotation of a GenBank genome assembly.